AUGAAGGAAAGUCAGUUCUCCGUUGAGGAUCUCCCCACCAAGUCCGUUGCCUCCCAUCCUAUUCUAGCAACCAUCACGCGUGAAUUCCCUGUCUGUGUCUUGCCCGGUCCUUUCACGAUCACCAUCAACAACAUCGACCACAAGGUCGAUCCCGAUUCCAUCCGCGUUGAAGGCUCCGGCCCUGUCAAAGUUAUAGACAUCCAGCAUGCAAUCAUUCACCGAGAUCCGUCCGCCUGCAAACCACCCUCUGAUCAAAAGGCCUAUGACCCAGCCAGAGACCCCGAUAAUAUAGAAAGGCACCCCUUCAACUCCAUUGAAGAACUGACGUGGGCCGAAGAUGACGAGUUGUAUCGAGCCAGUCGUCUAAGUCAAGAGAGGCAGCUUAUGGGUUAUGCUGGAUAUAGUGCGCAAUAUCCUCCUUUGGGCUUUUCAGAACCAACGAUUCGGAAAGGGGAGGAUCCGAGUAUGUGGGAAGAACGGAAUCAGAAAUCUGAUCCGAAACAGUCGGCCUUGGACCAGUCCUGCCAGGUAGUUGUGCAUCUGGAAGGGCAAAUGACUGCUCCUGCCUCCGCCUCGAGCCCUGACACUCUUGAUGCCCAGCUAAUGCUGCCGACUCCGCAGACACACACGUCGUGUCUGGAGGAACAGUUUCCAUCAUUGCAAUUAUUUGAUCAGGCAGCCAUACCACCUGAAACCAGUUUGUUCUCGCCUUCUGUGUCAGCACUGGGGAUCCCAGAAUCAACAUUCCCCUUCCCUGAUGUUUCCCACUCAGGCGAUCUGUUUACGGAUUUCACAGCCGAUGAAAGGAUGAAUGGGAUGGAAAAGGACUUUUACCCCCUUGACGGUAAGGUGCCCGAGUCAAUCAGCCAGGGUCCUGGCUUGAGUGUAGCCCAUGAAAUAGUGGAGCUGGACCUCCAGGCUUCAUCCACCCAUGCGAUAGUGCCCAAGAAGCAUGUUGCAGCGUGUCUUCGUGCGAAGGUACCGAAUACUUUGCCUGUAAAUACUCGAAAGGGUGAAAUGAGCUUAACCGUUGACGGCACCUGUCUCGGCAAUUCCCAAGUCCCAAGUUGCGUGCGCAACGAAUCCUUUGAGCUCAACCUUAGGGUGGACCGGUCCGUCAAGAUGACCUAUAAGGAACCUGGUAUAACACUGGCUACAGCUGACGAAUACUUGAAGCAAAGUACUACAUAUUUCGAAGCGUCGUGCAAGGUCAAGAAUACAAGAGCCCAUGCAGUCAACGAUUUUGUAUUGGAUCAGGUGCCAGUCAAUGUGGAUGAUCACUUUGAUUUUGAGAUUCUGACGCCCGAGACCUUGAAGGUUCCCGAGGAUAAGGUGGAUUUGACGGCGCCGGGAGUGUCGGGAAAGAAGACUGUGGAGCUGAGCGUGAUGGAGAGAUCAGAUGGGAAGUGA
Molecule: messenger RNA, 1410 nt
Organism: Aspergillus niger
Lineage: Eukaryota; Fungi; Ascomycota; Eurotiomycetes; Eurotiales; Aspergillaceae
Exons: 4
Coding region: 1-1410 (469 amino acids)
Source: RefSeq, a predicted model, not a curated record